Molecule: messenger RNA, 2326 nt
Organism: Neolamprologus brichardi
Lineage: Eukaryota; Metazoa; Chordata; Actinopteri; Cichliformes; Cichlidae
Product: sodium/hydrogen exchanger 6-like
Biological process (GO): sodium ion import across plasma membrane; potassium ion transmembrane transport; proton transmembrane transport
Cellular component (GO): recycling endosome; plasma membrane
Molecular function (GO): sodium:proton antiporter activity; potassium:proton antiporter activity
Source: RefSeq, a predicted model, not a curated record
CAGUGUUUUGGUAACGGCAAGGAAGGACCUGUCAUUUUCCCUGGUCCAGCUAAUUUCUAAUCUAAUCAGCUGUUUCCCGGCAAAAACAGCACUAAUUUAACAACAAAUGUAACUGUUUGGACACAGAGACAAAAUGGGAUUCACACGGAGUCGCUUUCUUGGCGGUAAGCCGUCGAAAGCGCCGCUGCUGCUGCCUUUUCUGCUCACAGUCCUGCUCGUCGGGAGCCAAGGCGACGGCGGUGCGAUGGACAACGGCGCAACUGAGAGGAUAGCAGAGGAAAGCCACCGACAGGACAGUGCCUACCUACUGAUAUUCAUAAUGCUCUUGACGCUCACCAUACUAACCAUAUGGCUUUUCAAACACCGCCGAUUCAGGUUCCUGCACGAAACAGGGCUUGCCAUGAUCUAUGGACUGUUGGUGGGUGUGAUCCUGCGGUUUGGCAUCCACGCCCCCCAAAGCAUGAGCGACGUGAUUCUCGGCUGUGCCGUUAACGGCAGUCCUGCCACUCUCUUGGUCAAUGUCAGCGGACGGUUCUAUGAGUACACUCUGAAGGGGGAAGUCGGACAGGGCAAAGGUCACCAAGUGCAGGACGAUGAGAUGCUGAGAAAGGUGACCUUUGACCCAGAGGUGUUUUUCAACAUUUUGCUGCCUCCCAUUAUUUUCCAUGCGGGUUACAGUCUGAAAAGGAGACACUUUUUCAGGAACAUCGGUUCCAUCCUCGCCUAUGCUUUCAUCGGAACAGUUAUAUCCUGCUUUGUUAUCGGGCUGAUCAUGUAUGGCUUUGUGUCCUUCAUGAAAGUCGUGGGGCAGCUUGGUGGAGAUUUUUACUUUACUGAUUGCCUCUUCUUUGGGGCCAUCGUUUCAGCAACAGACCCUGUGACAGUCCUCGCCAUCUUCAAUGAGCUAAAGGUAGACGUGGACCUCUACGCUUUACUGUUUGGGGAGAGCGUCCUCAACGAUGCCGUCGCCAUCGUCCUCUCCUCCUCCAUUGUGGCGUACCAGCCUGCAGGCGACAACAGCCACAGCUUUGAGGCCAUGGCCAUGUUGAAGUCCUUCGGCGUCUUUCUGGGCGUCUUCAGCGGCUCUUUUGCUCUCGGAGUUGUUACAGGAGUUGUGACCGCACUCGUCACCAAGUUCACUAAGCUGCGGGACUUCCCCUUGUUGGAGACGGCGCUCUUUUUCCUGAUGUCCUGGAGCACCUUUCUCUUGGCGGAGGCCUGCGGGUUCACAGGUGUCGUUGCUGUGCUGUUCUGUGGGAUCACUCAGGCCCACUACACCUACAACAAUCUCUCACCAGACUCUCAAGACAGGACCAAACAGUUGUUUGAGCUGCUGAACUUCCUGGCAGAGAACUUCAUCUUCUCCUACAUGGGUCUGACGCUCUUCUCCUUCCAGUCGCACGUCUUCAACCCUCUCUUCAUUGUCGGAGCCUUCGUGGCAGUGUUUCUGGGCAGGGCGGCAAACAUCUACCCUCUGUCCUUCCUCCUCAACCUGGGCCGCAAGAACAAGAUCGGAUACAACUUUCAGCACGUUAUGAUGUUUGCAGGUCUGCGUGGGGCGAUGACCUUUGCACUUUCCAUUCGAGACACAGCAACUUACGCCCGUCAGAUGAUGUUUUCAACCACGCUCCUGAUCGUUUUCUUCACUGUGUGGAUCUGCGGUGGCGGCACCACACCCAUGCUAUCUUUCAUGAGCAUACCGGUGGGUGUGGACUCUGAUCAAGACAACGCUAAUUCAGCCGCGUUGGAUGGGUCACAGCGGAGGAGCACCAAACACGAGAGCGCCUGGCCUUUUAGGAUAUGGUACAACUUUGACCACAACUACCUGAAACCCCUCCUGACCCACAGCGGUCCGCCUCUCACUGCUACUCUGCCUGCAUGCUGUGGACCACUGGCUCGAUGCCUCACCAGCCCACAGGCCUAUGAGAAUGAAGGUCAGCUCCAUGACGACGACUCUGACUUCAUCCUGAACGAUGCCAGCGUGAGCUCCAUGUACGCCGACGUCACCGUCAGCACGGACGCGUCCGGAUCCCGCACCGUCAACCCCAAGUACUCCUCGACCACCCGCGCCGGGGGUGGUGUAGGUUCUUUCGAUGAAGGUCUGGAUCACGAGCUCUCCGUGGCAGAACACGAAGUGGCGAUCCGGGGAACGCGGCUGGUCUUGCCCAUGGAUGACCCCGUGGAGACCCCGACUACCGUCACCCUGCCUCCACCACCCUCCCCCCCGCGCUCUGAACCUCACAGGCACAGACUGUAAGAAAGCUGCCGCUCUGAGGACGCAGUUUGUUGUUUCCAACUUAAAAAAAAAAAAAAAAUACACACCAUA